Molecule: messenger RNA, 3018 nt
Organism: Rhinocladiella mackenziei CBS 650.93
Lineage: Eukaryota; Fungi; Ascomycota; Eurotiomycetes; Chaetothyriales; Herpotrichiellaceae
Exons: 1
Coding region: 1-3018 (1005 amino acids)
Source: RefSeq, a predicted model, not a curated record
AUGUGCCGACCAGUCAACAGAGAUGAUUACCUACUCGUCCGUGGUGCAAAUCCAAGAACCGGAGUUGUUACACCAGGAUCACGCAGUUCCAGUAGCCCUAUUGAUCGAGGUGAAAUAAAUCGGACACAAGGUCCCGAGCGACAAAGUCGAUGGCGUCAGAGAGGUGACCAGUGGAUCAGUUUGGACUUAGGUCUACCUACACCUUCAUCAACUCCUCCUUCAGAUAAAUUGCUAGAGCCCUUUCCACAACGUCUGCGAACACCAUCUAGACUUACAGAUACCAACAAUGGCCCCUCGAGCGAUGAGAGAGAAAGGCCCUCAACCAGACAUCUUCGAAUGCAAAAUCCGGUCUCUAUCAUCCCCCCACGAGGGACGACUGCAACGUCCCACCUUCGCCAACAUUCAGAUGGCAUAGGUAUCUACCCAGAAAUGCUCCACGAUGAUGUGAGACCGCCACCUCCGCUUAAUACAAUAAAAGGAGAUAGGAUGAUACGACGAAAGCCUGUGGGAAGUCCCCCAAGCAAAGGCGCUGGCAGUCAAGAGUCUCAAAGAUAUCAGGGAACAAAUGAAAGUACGGGCACAGUUUUAAAGAGUCCUCGAAUAAACUCCUCGGCACCCGAUCCUCCCAAUAUGCGUUCCUUCGUAUCCAACGGCACGGACAAAGCAUUACCUACGCUCCCUAGUGAGCCAACAUCUCCCCCCCUGAACAAGAAUCAAAUCAAUGCCACGGAUACCUCAUUUUUAGGGUCAACUCUGCCAGGCAGGCUAGUCGACUCCCCAAAUUCGAAAAUCUCCAACAUUUCUAGCCAUCCCAUGAUCGAAAAAGAACUACCAUGUCUGCCGACGGACGACGGCCAAUCCCCGUUGUACCAUGACUCGACGCCUCUCCCUCUAACAGCAAGGGAGGAAGAAAAGUCGAACAAUAUGCAAGACUUGCCCAAAUUCCAGACCAUAACUCUCCAGGACCCGAGAGGAGGGGAUCCCAGCUACCCAUUCGUCCGUACCGCCAGGCCUAUGCACACGUAUCCUCCUACAGCCAGGGACAAUAUACCUCGAGGAGAAAGAGCAAUGCCAAUCCCAGUGUACGACAACCCUCCGAAGCACCUCUCACCAUUGAUGAGGAUGACAGCUCCAAAGGCAAGGGGAUCACGGUCAAUUCCCCCUCCAGGGAUGAACAGGUUCAGGGGAGAUUUGAACCCAUCGUCGAAUAUUGCCAUCGUUCCCACAAACAUAUCCAUGAACAGAUCAGGGAUCCCAAGGCCAUUUCGCCCCAGUCCGCGACCCGAUCCGUGGAUGAUGAAUCGUGGCCGACAUAGUUUACCUCCAAGACCACCUCCACCAACUAUUUCAGACACUUUCAUGAACGCCGGCAUGAACAUGAAUACCGAUAUGAUGAUGUCCAUCCCGCUACCAAGAAUCAGACCAAGAGGAAUGUCCCGUCCUCAGAUGCCAAUGAGAGCAGAGGGGAUGAACGGCGUACCCAGGGCAGAACCCAACCACAAUCGACCAAAAAUGGUGGGAAUGGAGUCCCCCGCAGUUUGGAGACCACCAGAAAUCGAGACGUCAAGGAUAGAUCACGUCGAGCAAGAACAAAACCCCGUUCCACCACCCUUGAAAACACGGGUGCCAGAAAUUCACGAGCCGUUGAUACCGAACGAGGUUCAGACAAGCCAAACGAAGGACCGAACGAAGGAAGAAACGGGCGGCUCUAGCCUGAUGAGGAAAUGCAGCCAUUGUCAGCAUGAAUUCACCGACGUCCAGCCACGCAAUACAGAUAGUGUCAUCUGUACGUCCGUCCAGCUGAGGGACGACGCCGAAGCAAGUCAGGGUACGAAACGACUACAUCCGGCAUGUAUAUCUCAUCCAGGAUUGCCAGAGGAGAGGACUCCUCCAGCAAAUGAUGAGGCAGACUUAAAAGCGCCGACAAGUUCGCUCAAGAAUAACGAUGUUGAUGAUCGCGACCACACAAAUUGCUACCCUGUUUGUUGCAAGGAUGAAGACUGCCAUGAGGGCUGUCUAGGACAUUGCAGUCCCGGCGCUACUCCUAGUCCAGCCAAGCGCAUUUGGGGUGCGGCCUAUAGUCCCAGCAGUGCCAGCGAAGUUGAGGGAUGGGAAGGUUCCAAUAGCUCGCAAAGCAAUGAGAAGAGCAAAAGCAAAGGAUUUGCGUUUGUCAGGUCGGCAUUGAAAAGGUCGUCGAAGAAGGAAUCUCCGAAAUCCAGCCAGGAAUUUAGCUCAAAGGCGGAAAAACUCACACCAGCCACUGGCACACCCACUGAAUUAUCUGCUCACCCGCAAACUCCAGCAACCUCAAAGAGGAACGAUCAAACCGCACAACUAAACGGGGCUCCAGCUGCAAGUCUAACUAAUAUGGAAUCAACAAAACGGAAAACCUCAUCCCACGGUUUCCAUAAGAGACAGGGGAGUUCGAGCUCACCUGUUACCGGUGUGGGGGUAUCAAGCCAAAAAUCGAGCGACGAUCAAAGUGAUCAAGCUGCAAGUGGAUCUCGACUUAGUGAUAUAACUCCAGCAGGACCAGCGACUACUUGUUCUGGAAGGUCAGAAAGUCGGAAUCUCAGUGACACAAGCGAUGCUACUUCAGAACCACAGGUUCCCGGACCAGGAGCUCUCGGCGGCGGCGUAAUAGCUGAAGUGGUACUGGUGCCUUUCGAAGCUACCAAGAUGUGGAUUCGGAAUCAUCCGCAGGUGAUAAAAAUAGGCUGGGAAAUCUUGGAGAGAGGCUGGCAGAUGGGCCAAGUCAUAGGCGCCACGGGCUGGAGACUUUGGACCGUUGUCUUUGUCUACUCUAAGACUGGCAAGUUGGCCAAGGGUGAAACGGCGGGAGGAUUCGUGAUUGAUUGUGCCCGAAGUGCCUUGUAUCUGUUGGUGUUUGCAGCUGUCAGCGUCUUUAUCAUUCGAGUCCUACGAAUUCUCUUGGACAUUGCGAGGGCUAUUGGGUGGUUGUUCAGGGCGAUUUUCUGGGUCUUAAAGCAUGUGGGAGGAUAUGGGAUUGUGAAGUGA